This is a messenger RNA of Gastrolobium bilobum, 417 nucleotides long. RefSeq names its product protein DMP2-like. Lineage: Eukaryota; Viridiplantae; Streptophyta; Magnoliopsida; Fabales; Fabaceae. The record is from RefSeq and is a predicted model, not a curated record. Gene Ontology annotation, biological process: endomembrane system organization. The transcript has a single exon. The coding region runs from base 1 to 417 and encodes 138 amino acids.
AUGGAUGAAUAUUACUACUUCUUUGUUAUCAAUGCAAUACUGAGUGGUACUGCUAGGCUCAAUGUUCUUUUACCCAUAGUCACCACACUUGCCUUCAGCAUUUUUGCACCUAUUCUAACCAAUGAUGGUGAAUGUAGCACACUGAAUCGCUUGUUGAUGGGCACUUUUCUAUUUAUCUUGGCAGUUUCUUGUGUCUUAUUCACCUUCACUGACGCCUUCAGAAGGCAGGUUUAUUAUAAGGUGGCAACAUUCAGAGGGAUAUGGACUUUCUAUGGUGGCAAGAAGAAACUAUGUGUGCCAUCAGAAUACAGGCUAAAUGGGUUGAUCAAUUCCAUGCAUCAUUAUCCUUGCUCUCUUUUCUUGCUUUUAGCAGGAUUACACUUUGAUGAUGUGACACAGGAAUGCCCAGAAAGGUGA